UCCGCCUCUUCAUAUCUGCUGCUGCCGCCGGGGCGACUGAAAAUGGCGAGGAUGGUGGAUUCUUCGAACGGCAAGCACUACUACACAAUGUGGCAGACGAUGUUCGAGAUCGACACCAAGUACGCGCCGAUCAGGCCCAUCGGGAGCGGCGCCUACGGUGUCGUCUGUUCGGCCAUAAACCAGGAGACCAAUGAGAAGGUCGCGAUAAAAAAGAUAAGCAAUGUCUUCGACAACCGCGUGGAUGUGCUGAGGACGCUGCGCGAGCUGAGGCUUCUUCGGCACUUGCGUCAUGAGAAUGUUCUUUGUUUGAAGGAUAUAAUGAUGCCCAUACAUAGGAGGAGUUUCAAGGAUGUAUACUUGGUCUCCGAACUCAUGGACUUCGAUCUGCAUCAGAUAAUCAAGUCGUCUCAGCCGCUUUCCAAUGAUCACUUCCGAUAUUUCCUUUUUCAGCUCCUCCGAGGGCUAAAGUAUCUUCAUUCUGCAGGGAUACUCCAUAGAGACCUCAAACCAGGAAACAUUCUAGUUAAUGAAAACUGCGAUUUGAAGAUCUGUGACUUUGGUCUGGCUCGCACAAAUAGCACCAAAGGUGAUCAGUUUAUGACUGAAUAUGUUGUCACCCGCUGGUACAGAGCUCCUGAGCUGCUGCUCUGGUGCGACAACUAUGACACCUCCAUAGAUGUCUGGUCUGUUGGCUGCAUAUUUGCUGAGCUACUUGGUCGUAAGCCGAUCUUUCCAGGAACGGACUCCCUAAAUCAGCUUAAGCUUAUAGUCAAUGUUCUUGGCACCAUGAGUUAUGGUGACCUUGAGUUCGUUGACAACCACAGAGCUCGCAAGUACAUCAAAUCCCUUCAAUGCACCCCCGGGAUUCCGCUGCCUAGCAUGUACCCACAAGUGCACCCUCUUGCCAUUGAUCUAUUGCAGAAGAUGCUUGUCUUUGAUCCUUCCAAGAGGAUUAGUGUUGUUGAGGCUUUGGAGCACCCCUACAUGGCUUCCCUGUAUGAUCCAAGUGCAAACCCUCCUGCUCAGGUUCCCAUCGAUCUUCAUAUAGAUGAUAACCUUGGUGUAGAGAUGAUCCGAGAAAUGGUGUAGCAGGAGAUGAUCCACUACCACCCUAAGGCCGUCACAAAGGUGAAUAUGUGACAAGCAGCAGAUGCCCCGGUAUGACGCCCGCGGCACCGCCUCGUCCGGUCACUGCAUGCUGGCAAUUGCGCUCUACGUCUGCUUCCUUCUUUGGGAUUGCAAUGGGUCUUGUUCCCUGUUGAGAAUUUAUUUACUAGGGGAUGGGCCGGUAUGAGGAACUUUGAUGCCUGCUAUCUAAAAUGGGAUGAGGAUUAAAAGGUCUCCCAUCCUUUUCCCCGCUAUAUCCUCUUAUAUAUUUGUAUAUACAUAUAAAUUCGUAUAGUUUUUGUUAGUAGUAUGUUAUAAUAUCAUGU
Lolium rigidum is the source of this 1433-nucleotide messenger RNA. Its product is annotated as mitogen-activated protein kinase 4-like. Gene Ontology annotation, biological process: intracellular signal transduction; protein phosphorylation. The record is from RefSeq and is a predicted model, not a curated record. Bases 43 to 1089 code for a protein of 348 amino acids. The transcript has 3 exons. Gene Ontology annotation, molecular function: MAP kinase activity; ATP binding. Gene Ontology annotation, cellular component: cytoplasm; nucleus. Lineage: Eukaryota; Viridiplantae; Streptophyta; Magnoliopsida; Poales; Poaceae.